UACCAGACACAAAUGCGAAAGCAAAAAUCAAAAAGGGAAAAAGAAACAAACAAACAGCACACUCAAUUGUUUUUUUCCACAAACAAAAACCACAUGUGUUUCUCAUUCAUGAAAAAAGAUAAAAAAACACACAUACCCCACCACCCCGUAAACCCACCCACCCUACCCCAACACCACCCACCCCUUAUAUAUACCCAUAAUUACUCCAAACACAAUUCAGCAUCAUCAUCCAAACAGUUCCAUAACAAACCAUUUCUUGUUUUCUCACUUUUCCCUCUUAACAAGUUACCUAAAUAUUUGUUUUCAUAUAUAGUUGCCGGAAAAUCAAGAAUGGGGUCAUCGGAAAAUCAAGAUUCCGGCAAAGUCACCGGACAGAAAUCUCAGUUUUCUCAGACUUGUAAUCUUUUGAGCCAAUUCUUGAAGAAGAAAGGCUUUGUUGGUGAUCUUAAUGGUCUUGGUCUCAACCGCAAUACUUUCGAAUCAACUGGACCUCAACAAACAUCUACUACCAUGGAUUUGCUACCAAUGAUCGAAAAGUCUGGCGAUUCGUCAUCGACAACAUCAUCAGUUGAAACAAAUGCUCAAAAGCCAAUGAAUCUUUUCCCUCAAGAAUCAACAAAGAAGCCAGAGAAGGCACAAAUGACAAUUUUCUAUGGUGGACAAGUGAUUGUAUUUGAUGAUUUCCCAGCUGAUAAAGCCAAUGAAAUCAUGAAAUUAGCCACCAAGAAAACCAACAAACAAAACAACCCCACAAAUGUUUUCUCUUACAAUCAAAAACCUGUUGAUUCAGCUACAACAUUCGCGAACAAUAGGAUUCAAGAAGUACUUCCCAAGUGUCAAAUGCCAAUGCCGAUGCCAUCGCAGACUUCUUCUGUUGCUGAUUUACCUAUUGCAAGGAGGAAUUCACUUACAAGAUUCUUGGAGAAACGAAAAGAUCGAAUAACAGCAACUGCACCAUACCAAAUCUGCAACAACAACAUCCACAAGAACAACAAGAAAAUACUAGCUAAUUCCAAGAAUGAAGAGAACAAGGCUUGGUUGGGAUUAGGUGCUGCUCAGUUUGUUAAGACUGAGCAGUACUUUUAGUGUUUUUCACUUUUUGAUCAUUGAAGGCGAGCCCUGGUGUGACUGGUAAAGUUGAUGCUGUGUGGUCAGGAGGUCACGAGGUUCGAGCCGUGAAAACAAGACUCCUGUGAUCCGGCACUUCCUCAGACCCCUCUCGCAUAGUGCGACUUGUAAAGUUGAUGCUAUGCCAUCAGGAGGUCACGAGGUUCGAGCCGUGAAAACAAAGCUCCUGUGGUCCGGCGCUUCCUCAGAACCUCGCAUGGUGCGACUGGUAAAGUUGAUGUUGCGAUCAAGAGGUCACGAGGCUCGAGUCGUGAAAACAGGCUCCUGUGGUCCGGCGCUUCCUCAGACCCCUGUCGCAUAGCAGAAGCUUUAGUGCACCAGGCUAGCCUUCAUUGCUUGAUAUACUACUAUUAAAUGACCUAGUUUUUGGUUCCUUUUUUGUUAGCUUCAAGCUUGAUUGAAGCCAUUUUGAUCUAACUCAUGAAUAUUAUUUACAACAUUUUUAUUUUUCA
Molecule: messenger RNA, 1580 nt
Organism: Capsicum annuum
Lineage: Eukaryota; Viridiplantae; Streptophyta; Magnoliopsida; Solanales; Solanaceae
Product: protein TIFY 10A
Exons: 2
Coding region: 13-1086 (357 amino acids)
Biological process (GO): regulation of jasmonic acid mediated signaling pathway; regulation of defense response; response to wounding
Cellular component (GO): nucleus
Source: RefSeq, a predicted model, not a curated record